Messenger RNA from Manihot esculenta (cassava), 1610 nucleotides. RefSeq names its product serine/threonine-protein kinase UCNL. Gene Ontology annotation, biological process: protein phosphorylation. The record is from RefSeq and is a predicted model, not a curated record. The coding region runs from base 164 to 1471 and encodes 435 amino acids. Gene Ontology annotation, molecular function: ATP binding; protein serine/threonine kinase activity. NCBI's taxonomy places the organism in Eukaryota, Viridiplantae, Streptophyta, Magnoliopsida, Malpighiales, Euphorbiaceae. Gene Ontology annotation, cellular component: cytoplasm; plasma membrane; nucleus. The transcript has a single exon.
UGCACCCCCAAUCAACCACUUCACUUUCAGACAAAACCCGAAAACAGAAAUUGCACCCGCUAUAAAACCAAUAACGCACAACUCCAGGUUAUACACCCUCCGCUUCAAGCUCCGUUCUCUUUCUCUCAAAUUCCUCUCCCUCCCUCCCUUUAUUCUCUGAAAAAUGGACAUACCGCCUCCAGAACAGCAGCAUCAAUCAUCAUCCGCUCGGUUAGACUUCGACAACCUUAGAGCCAUCAAGGUCCUAGGCAAAGGAGCUAUGGGCACUGUGUUUCUAGUUCACCACACAACAGCUGACCCUUGUGCACGUACCCCCUACGCCCUCAAAGUCGUCGAGAAAUCCACUCUUCAUACAAAAUUCGAAGCCGACCGCCGUGCUCGCUGGGAGAUCCAGGUCCUUACCAAACUCUCCGGCAGGAAUACUCACCCCUUUCUCCCUCAGCUCAUUUCGUCCUUGGAGACUCCAGACUUCCUCGCUUGGGCCGUCCCUUUUUGUUCCGGUGGUGAUCUCAAUGUGCUCCGAUACCACCAAAAUGAUCGCGUUUUCUCGCCCGCCGUCGUGCGUUUUUAUCUAGCUGAGAUAGUUUGCGCUUUAGAACAUCUGCACGAGAUGGGGAUUGUGUACCGGGACCUGAAGCCUGAAAACAUUCUCGUACAACAGUCUGGUCACGUUACUCUCACCGACUUCGACCUUUCCCGUACGUUAACAAAAAGGACCGUUAAAACCAUUUUUUCUUCUUCUGAUCUACACCAUUUUGAUCAACCCUCGAAUGCUCAAUCUAUGUCUUUAUCUCUUGAUUUACAAAAUAAACACUGCCACCGCCACCUUAUUCCCCACCGAUUCCACCAACGCAAUUUGACACGGUGGUUUCCUAUUGUUCACAAUAAAGAUAAAACAGGCUUGAAAAAGACCAAGUCGGCCCGAGUUAGCCCUGUGAAUCGACGAAAACUCAGUUUCGAUAAUGGAGAACGAUCCAACUCGUUUGUGGGUACCGAGGAAUACGUGUCGCCGGAGGUUGUACGAGGUGAUGGACACGAAUUCACGGUGGAUUGGUGGGCAUUGGGGAUUCUAACGUACGAGAUGUUAUAUGGGACGACACCGUUCAAAGGGAAGAACAGAAAGGAAACGUUUCGAAACAUUUUAUCGAAGAAGCCAGAGUUUGUAGUGAAACGAGACGAGUUAACGGACCUGAUCGAACGGUUGCUUGAGAAGGAUCCAACGAAGAGGCUGGGUUAUCAACGAGGCGCGUGCGAGAUCAAGGAGCACGUGUUCUUCAAAGGGGUAAGGUGGGACUUACUGACGGAGGUAUUACGGCCGCCAAUUAUUCCCGUCAGAGAGGACAAUAAUCUAACUGAAACGGCUGAAGGAAUGGAUAUUAGGGAGUACUUCCAGAAUUUGAAUUCGCCGGCUUCACUUCCUCCGUCGCCGUCAUCAGAGUGGCAUAGAAAGACGUCGUUAACGGAGUUCUAGUCACACGUGUGGCAGUUAGCACGUGUAAGAGAGAGGGAGUGUUAAUUAUUUUUUGGUAUAUACAAGAUGAAUGUAGUUGUGUACAUGAAAUAAUGGGUAGAACGUGAAAAGAAAAGAUAUAAUAUUUUUGAUGCGAUUA